CUCACUUCCUUCCUCGUUGUGCUGUCUCGUGAAGUGAAUUUUCGGUCCAGCUCUACUUAUAGUGGAGGGGGUCGUGUAAGUCGCUCCUAGAACAGCACGGGUUGAAAUGUACGCUGCGUCACGCUCAAAAAUCACUCGGGACUCAAUCAGGACUUGAAAACUUUGCAAAAGUCUACUUAACAUAAAACUAGUGACUCAAUCACGGUCAGAGCCCAAUUUUAUUCAAAAUCAUUGGAUUUAUAUACUCAAUGGAUAUAAAGACGGGUUAAUAAACUAAUUGCUUAACCCAUACUGUAGAUAUUCUGAUACUGUGGGGAUAGGGCUUGAAGAUUUUUUUUAAACUGGCUUCCAACCCAAAACCGACAGAGCCAGAGGACAGAAGAUUGUGGCAAGACAUUGUUAAUAUCGCCAAGACACUUGGGCCGACAAUACUCCAGGAUUGUGCGUAUCACUACACAAUAUAGGUUUGUGUUGUGACUAACCAAGUGAGGUCAAAGUCAUUUUUUUGCGUGUCUGCACGAAGGGUUUAAGUUUGGACAUUUCAAAAAAGGAUAGUUUUUUUGCUGUUGAAAUUUCGGACUUCGUCAUUUGACAUUUAUUAAGUCUUUCAAGCCCUCAACACUUUUGGAUAUCUUGCGUGAGUUUGUGUGAUUCCUGAUAUUAAUCCCACUAUGGAUCUCGAAAUUGAUGAUAGUAUGGCGGGUAUGCCUGUGCCUGCCGUGCCUGCCGCGCCUGCCGUGCCUGCUCGGAGUUAUCCAAGGAAUGAUCAGCCGAGAAGGUUCCAGCGAAAAGACUCAGUUGUCAGCUUCUCAGCGAGCACAAACUCCCAAACACCCAUCCUAAAACAAAGGAGCUACUCUCAGAGUUCCUACGGAGGGAGAUCAAUGGACAGUGGCAAUAGCACGGCCUCAACAGAAGACAAAGUGGAAAUCACGAAGUUGAAACUUUAUAUUAAAAUUGGAUUGGGGAUUCUAAUUCCUGUUGUUGUCAUCUUGUUUAUUGCUGUCAUAUAUCUCUUCAUGACCGUCCACACUUCGAAAAAUACUCACUACCCAGAUAGAGGAGUGCCUAGCUUUGGCAAACAGACUGGUCGUGACGAGAAGGAGCAUAUUUGCGUCGAGUGUAAAAAGCUGCAAUUUGCGCUAGCCUCCGAGAACAUCAUCCUCAACAAACUGUUACAUAAGAUGAACGGAGGGAAACAAAUGUGUUGCGCAAGGACUGCUGAGCAGACAGACCUAUUUAUGAAGAGAUAUUUUGAUGUAAAGAUCAAAGAAGAAAGAGCAAGCGGUGGGCUGUGUAUGGGCACCUCCACGGGAUUCUCAGGGCGAGAUUUUAGGAACAGCCACAGCGCCUCCUUCCCCAAGGAUGGAGUCCGGUGCACUAACUCGAAGAACCCUUCCGUUCAUUUAAUCGGCACUAAUGAGCUGAAGGAUGAUGAUUUGAGCGCAGACCCCGAUAUCGUCACCAAAUGGGCUGACAACUCUGACAUCGCCUUCCGUAACAGCGUCAGCUUCAAUAGGAAGACCGGAGUAUUGACUGUACCCAAGAAUGGCUUCUAUUACGUCUACAGCCAGAUUCACUUCAUCCAAAUUUUCCCCCGCGUUUCGAAGUACCCGAACUCCGAACAUCGGUCGGCAUACGAUAAAACGCCCAGCGUCAACAGCCUAACACACACGAUCAAGCGAACUCACCACAACUAUUACCCCGAGGAGAUGCUGAAGCGACGACAGUCACAGUGCUGGGUGACCAACAAGCUCUACAGCGAAUACACAAGUUAUAUGGGCGGCAUAAUGAGCUUGCGACAGGGCGAUGAGAUAUAUGUGGAGGUGUCGAACAAGUCGAUGAUUUCGAGUCAGUCUAAGAUGAACUUCUUUGGCUUGUUCUACGUUGCACCAAAUGAUGGAAUGUUUGGAAAGGUCUAAUACACCAGUACCACGACUGACCGACAGUUCAUUAUGGGCAUGAUGAUCAACCGUGCACACUAGUACUGUUGAUCCAAUCAUGUGCGGACGUUGCUUGGUCGCAACAAAAUUAUAUAGGAUAACAUUUGAUUUAACGACCAGCUUGUUUUGUGUUAUUGAUGCCCCCGUGUACGUGUCUGCUUGGAAAUUGGGUACAUACGAUUAUCAUUUUUACAUUCGACCUUGGAUUAAAUCCAAUGAACUAUUCAGCGACAAGACAUUCGGUGCUUCACAUUUAUGUAUGAUAUGUGCAAUAGGAAGUGCUUGCAUGCAUAGAAAUGGGGAUUUUAAAUCUUGGAUUGUAUGAACAAAUAAACUAUGUUGAUGUUUUGUCAAAUAUUGUAGAAAUCGAGAUGCUGCUGAUUAACAGAAGGUAACAUGACGCAGAUGUUUUCGUUCACCUACAUUUCACAUAGAUAAUAACAUAUAAUUGGUGACCCGUCACAGCAAAACCAGGCGCAUGUCGCUCUGAGCUUGGCAGGUUGAGAAGGACUGUUGAUUCAUUUCUCCAUGUCGGCCUUUUGUGAAAUAUGAGCACAUCAAUGUCUUCCAUUAUCUCCUUGUAUCAUUUGGGCAAAUCUUCUGUGUGACAUGUACCUGGUUUUGCUGUGACGGGUCACAUAUAUAAGACCAUUUUCAAUCGACACGAUUGACUUUGGAGGAUACGGGGAAAGGCAAGUAAAUGGAGUACUAUUUUCGUUUGAGUUCAAAUUAUACUGAGAAUGAUUACCUGAAUGCUUUGAAUGUUGGUGUGCUGGCACAUUAAUACAAUUGUACAAUGGGCAGUAGGAGCAGUUAGCUGAUAAUGCGCCUACAUUAAGGUUGUUGGUAUGCUGAUGUAUUCAUCAAGAAAUAUUCCCUUAUUUCAUUUUAAUGACACGCAAAGUUACAUGAUAACAUGGAGUGCACCACAUUUAAAUGAGAUUAGAAGAACAAUUAUUUAAUAAAUUCAAUCAGUUAUCGUAGAAAUUUUAAUUCAUUUUAGCAAAGGCAUGCAUGAUUAAACCAUUGCAAUCAUCUCUCACUAAAGCAAGUAUAUACAUUAGUUUCAGUUUAAAUUUCAUGAUAUGUUAUACGUAAAGCAGCAUGCUAUGCCACUGUCAAGUAAAUACUAGUUUACAGUAAAUGGCCGUGAUCACUCAGCGAUGCACUGUACGUACAGAUGCUUCAUCUUUAAUAGCCAAAAUGUGUCGGUUUGAAAGUUACAAUACUAUUAAUGCUUUUUACAGAAUGUCCACCACAACAUGUAAAGACUUAUAGUCUGAAAAUACUUUUGUCUUCCGAUUGAUGGACAGUGUUGCACCUUGGAGGAAUUAUAUUUAGCGAUAUUUACUUAAUUCAGGAGUUUUUCAGUCAAAAUCUGGGGAAAUGCAGUACCAAGACGAUGUUAUCAAAGUACAUUUUCAAAAAGUUGAAAAUUUACUCGUGACUUACGCUGAGGUUGAACUCAAUAUAAAAUGUGAGCAGUCUAGAUAAAUCCUUUACGCAUUUAAGUGAAAUUCCUUGCUAUGUAAAUUCCUUGCACUGCGUCACCUAUAAUGAGAUUUGGGUUUGAAAAAGAAAAAAUGGACAGAAGGAUACCUGAAUUCGCGACACAUCAUUUAUCGUCCUAUUAUUAGCAAAAUUGACCAUAACAUCCUAACUUAAUUCUGAAUUAUUCAAGAAAUGAAUAGCCCUUUAAUCAGCAACACAUCAGUUAUCGCUGUAUUAGCUAGAACUGGUCAUCUCAGGUAUCUAAGGCUGAACUUCAUUGUUGAUCUACAAAUCAGUCGAAUUUAUAAGAUGUGUCUGCAAUAAAAUUGCACUUUUUUGUCUUUCCACAAGCUAUGUCACUGCCGUAGGGUAACAUGUUAAUAUUUGAUAGAUUUUCUUAGGAUACAGUUUCAAAAUCAGUUUUCUUUUUAAUGAAUUAUCCUGCAUUGAUUUCCAUACGUCGAAUAGAACAUAUAUUUAUAAUAAAGUAACGUUGUGAAUAAGUGAUGCAACCAGGCAAUCACAUCAUUUUGUAACCCUACCGUUACAACAUCUACAUUUCAUAAUUAUAUGAUGAGACGUGCAGACCAAUUGCUGAGGUGUUCUUUUUCUCAACCAUUGUUGGUUUUAGGUGUUUACUUUUCCUACUUUUAUCGGUAUUUGGGUUCAAGUUUGC
Molecule: messenger RNA, 4110 nt
Organism: Lineus longissimus
Lineage: Eukaryota; Metazoa; Nemertea; Pilidiophora; Heteronemertea; Lineidae
Exons: 5
Coding region: 672-1922 (416 amino acids)
Biological process (GO): immune response
Cellular component (GO): membrane
Molecular function (GO): tumor necrosis factor receptor binding
Source: RefSeq, a predicted model, not a curated record